GAGGUCGGAUUACGAGCAUGGGAGAGCGGACUCCUAUCGAGUCGCCACGGUUAUAGCCACCGAUGACGACAAUCGCACAGCCGAUGGCCAGUACAAGUCAAGACGCAAGAUGCCGGCCAAAGUUAAUAAAAAGGAGAAUUUAGAUGAUCUCAAACAGGAGUUGGAUAUCGAUUUUCAUAAAAUCACUCCUGAGGAAUUGUAUCAGCGCUUUCAGACACAUCCCGAGAAUGGUCUAAGUCACGCCAAGGCCAAGGAGAACUUGGAGCGCGAUGGUCCCAAUGCGCUGACGCCACCCAAGCAGACACCCGAAUGGGUGAAGUUCUGUAAGAACCUGUUCGGUGGCUUCGCCAUGUUGCUGUGGAUCGGUGCUAUUCUCUGCUUCGUGGCCUAUUCUAUCCAGGCCAGCACCAGCGAGGAGCCGGCCGACGAUAAUUUGUAUCUGGGUAUUGUACUUUCCGCUGUCGUCAUUGUGACGGGCAUUUUCUCAUACUAUCAGGAAUCGAAAAGUUCUAAGAUCAUGGAAUCGUUCAAGAACAUGGUACCCCAGUUCGCCACCGUCAUCCGCGAGGGCGAGAAACUCACGCUGCGCGCUGAGGAUCUCGUCCUGGGCGAUGUCGUUGAGGUGAAGUUCGGCGACCGUAUCCCCGCUGACAUCCGCAUCAUCGAGGCGCGCACCUUCAAGGUGGACAACUCCUCGCUGACCGGCGAGUCGGAGCCGCAAUCCCGUGGCGCCGAGUUCACCCAUGAGAAUCCGCUGGAGACCAAGAAUCUGGCCUUCUUCUCCACCAACGCCGUCGAGGGCACUGCCAAGGGUGUGGUCAUCAGCUGUGGCGAUCACACCGUCAUGGGCCGCAUUGCUGGCCUCGCCUCCGGUCUGGACACCGGCGAGACGCCCAUUGCCAAGGAGAUCCACCAUUUCAUCCACCUGAUUACCGGCGUGGCCGUGUUCCUUGGCGUCACCUUCUUCGUGAUUGCCUUCAUCCUGGGCUACCACUGGCUGGACGCUGUCAUCUUCUUGAUUGGCAUCAUCGUCGCCAACGUGCCCGAGGGCCUGCUGGCCACCGUCACUGUGUGCCUGACCCUCACCGCCAAGCGUAUGGCCUCCAAGAACUGUCUGGUAAAGAAUCUGGAGGCCGUGGAGACCCUUGGCUCCACAUCGACCAUCUGCUCCGAUAAGACCGGCACCCUCACCCAGAACCGAAUGACGGUCGCUCACAUGUGGUUCGACAACCAGAUCAUCGAGGCCGACACCACCGAGGAUCAGUCGGGUGUUCAAUACGAUAGAACCAGCCCUGGAUUCAAGGCGCUCUCUCGCAUUGCCACUCUCUGUAACCGUGCCGAGUUCAAGGGAGGCCAAGAUGGCGUACCCAUCCUCAAGAAAGAAGUCAGUGGAGAUGCCUCUGAGGCUGCUCUGCUCAAGUGCAUGGAACUGGCCCUGGGCGAUGUGAUGAACAUUCGCAAGCGCAACAAGAAGAUUGCCGAGGUGCCGUUCAACUCCACCAACAAAUACCAGGUGUCCAUCCAUGAGUGCGAGGAUGCCAACGACCCCCGCUACUUGCUCGUAAUGAAGGGAGCUCCCGAGCGUAUUCUGGAGCGUUGCUCCACCAUCUUCAUCAACGGCAAGGAAAAGGUCCUGGACGAGGAGAUGAAGGAGGCAUUCAACAAUGCCUACAUGGAACUCGGAGGACUGGGUGAGCGUGUGCUCGGUUUCUGUGACUUUAUGCUGCCCUCCGACAAGUAUCCCUCCGGAUUCAAGUUCAACACCGACGACAUUAACUUCCCCAUCGAUAACCUCCGUUUCGUCGGUCUCAUGUCCAUGAUUGAUCCUCCCCGUGCCGCCGUGCCCGAUGCCGUGGCCAAGUGCCGAUCGGCCGGUAUCAAGGUCAUCAUGGUCACCGGCGAUCACCCGAUCACUGCCAAGGCCAUCGCCAAGUCUGUCGGUAUCAUCUCCGAGGGCAAUGAGACCGUCGAGGACAUUGCCCAGCGCCUGAACAUCCCCAUUUCCGAGGUGAACCCCCGUGAGGCCAAGGCCGCCGUCGUCCACGGCGCUGAGCUGCGUGAUGUGUCCAGCGACCAGCUGGAUGAGAUCCUCCGCUACCACACCGAGAUCGUCUUCGCCCGUAUCCCCCAGCAGAAACUGAUCAUUGUAGAGGGUUGCCAACGCAUGGGCGCCAUUGUGGCCGUGACUGGUGAUGGUGUCAACGAUUCUCCGGCUCUGAAGAAGGCUGACAUUGGUGUUGCCAUGGGUAUCGCCGGUUCUGAUGUGUCCAAGCAGGCUGCUGACAUGAUUCUGCUGGACGACAACUUCGCCUCCAUUGUGACUGGUGUGGAGGAGGGUCGCCUGAUCUUCGAUAACCUGAAGAAGUCCAUUGCCUACACCCUGACCUCCAACAUUCCCGAAAUCUCGCCCUUCCUGGCCUUCAUCCUCUGCGACAUACCACUGCCACUGGGAACCGUGACGAUUCUGUGCAUCGAUCUGGGCACUGACAUGAUUCCAGCCAUAUCGCUGGCCUACGAGGGACCCGAGGCGGACAUCAUGAAGCGCCGGCCGCGCAAUCCGGAGAUCGAUAACCUGGUGAACGAGAGGUUGAUUUCCAUGGCCUACGGACAGAUCGGCAUGAUCCAGGCCGCCGCCGGCUUCUUUGUGUACUUUGUCAUCAUGGCUGAGAACGGCUUCUUGCCCAAGAAACUGUUCGGCAUUCGUAAGAUGUGGGACUCGAAGGCUGUCAACGAUCUAACUGACUCCUACGGACAAGAAUGGACCUACCGCGACCGCAAGACCUUGGAGUACACCUGCCACACGGCCUUCUUCAUCUCGAUUGUGGUUGUGCAAUGGGCCGAUUUGAUCAUCUGUAAGACGCGCCGAAACUCGAUCUUCCAGCAGGGCAUGCGCAACUGGGCUUUGAACUUUGGCCUCGUCUUUGAAACCGUGCUGGCCGCGUUCCUCUCGUACUGCCCGGGCAUGGAGAAGGGUCUGCGCAUGUACCCCCUGAAACUCGUCUGGUGGUUCCCGGCCAUUCCAUUCGCGCUGGCCAUCUUCAUCUAUGACGAGACCCGUCGCUUCUACUUGCGUCGCAACCCCGGAGGCUGGUUGGAGCAGGAGACAUACUAUUAAACACCCACUCUGCUACAUGCCCACACAGAAACACACACACACCACACCCAGAAACACCCACAAAACACCCAUGAAACACCUACAAUCCAUGGAGAGCAACAAAUAGUAAUGUUUAUGAACCACAAAACCCACACAACCACAGUAAUAGCAACAGCAGCAGCAACGGCAACAACAACAGCUACGGCUACAACAAGCUACAGCAAGAACAUAUUACAAUAUAUUUUAUUUUUUUAAUUUAAUUAUUUAAAGUAAUCGAGGAGAAACAAAAAUGCAAGCGAUAAUUAUUUUAAACGUUAAGUAAAUUUAAAUUAUAAAUUAAAGCUAAAAAUAAGAUUUAAAUAAAGUAUAAAUGAAAACAAAACAACAACAAUUUCGAAGGAACACCAAUCACAACCAGACAAAUGCAGAAACAAGAACAAAUACAACAGAAUAAAACAAAAGCAGCCAGUAACUAAGCAAAAAACAGUAACAACACCAUGUUUUUAGUAAAAUUAUUAACGUAACGAACUGGAUGAAUCGAUUAUUUAAGCAAAAGCUUAUCGAAAACAAUAACAAGAUCCCAAAAAAUAAAAGCUAAAGGCAUCCACACACACACUCUCGCACAGACACACCCACAAACACCCACACACUCAAAGACACACCCACACACACCGAUACACAACGCAUGACGAGACAAAGUAUAUAAGAAGUUUAGAGAAAUUAUAAAACGAAGUAAAUAAAAAGUAAAAGAGGAAAGCAAAGAAAACAAUGAAAAACCUUAGCGUAGUUACCAAUUAAGCCGUGAAGAGUAAACCCCAAUAAAAACCACAACAACAACAACCAAAACCAAAAAAAACAGAAAUUAAUUUGCAAACUUGUGUGUGUAAACGCAGCUUAGCGCAGAAGAACGAAAUAUAUAUAUAAACAGAAAAGCAAAACCACAA
This is a messenger RNA of Drosophila suzukii, 4038 nucleotides long. It is a transcript of the gene Atpalpha, whose product is annotated as sodium/potassium-transporting ATPase subunit alpha. Gene Ontology annotation, biological process: intracellular sodium ion homeostasis; sodium ion export across plasma membrane; intracellular potassium ion homeostasis. The record is from RefSeq and is a predicted model, not a curated record. Gene Ontology annotation, molecular function: ATP hydrolysis activity; ATP binding; P-type sodium:potassium-exchanging transporter activity. Gene Ontology annotation, cellular component: plasma membrane. Lineage: Eukaryota; Metazoa; Arthropoda; Insecta; Diptera; Drosophilidae.